This is a messenger RNA of Plasmodium malariae, 2190 nucleotides long. Its product is annotated as calcium-binding protein, putative. The transcript has a single exon. Gene Ontology annotation, molecular function: calcium ion binding. Lineage: Eukaryota; Apicomplexa; Aconoidasida; Haemosporida; Plasmodiidae. The record is from RefSeq and is a predicted model, not a curated record. The coding region runs from base 1 to 2190 and encodes 729 amino acids.
AUGUCUAUAGUACAAAUGGCAACAAGGAAAAAAGAAAGAUAUCAUAAAACGGGGAAAUCAAAUAAAAAAAAGACCUAUUUGAGUUUUUCUGAUCAUGAAUAUUUUAAUGAAUAUUCCAAGGGAAUUGAUAAUGCUGAUAAUGACCAAAAUAGUAGAAGAGAUCAUCCCUUUAAUAAUAGCAAUAAACACAAGUUAAAUCCUUUCCUUAAUAAAUCCUAUGGAAAUGAUAAAUACAUAGGAAGCCCAAGUAGCGGCAUAAAGCUGCUUCGAGAAUCUGGGAAAAGUUACAAAGAUGAAUUACAGACAUUCAAUAUAGCGAAAUAUGAAAAGAAGCAGAACGAAGCAGAAUUAGUUGAACUAAAUAAAAUAUUGGACGAUGAAAAUAGCAUAUACUUUAAAGGUACACCUUGUAAAUUUAAAGAAAAUAAAGGUAAAAAAAAACUGAGUGUUUCAAGUAUAAAUAUGGAAAAUAAUACUACUGAGAAAAUAGAGAAAAAUAUUGAUGUAAGUGAAUUAUGGAACUACUUAAGCUAUGUACAUAAUUCAGAAGGUGGUAGACUCAAAUAUAAAAUGAACGAAAUAAUUGAUAAACGUGUUAAGGAGGAUGAAGAAAAGAUUAGUUACAAGAAAAAAGGGAAGAAUAAUGAACUAGAGAGUAGCAAAGAAAGAAAAAAAGAAGUAUCUAAUAAAACGAAUAACCAAAAUAAUAUUAAAAAAAAGGAGGAAAAUAUUAACUACGAUGAAUACAAAAAUAUGAUUAAAUAUAUAUUACCAUGCAUGUCAGACAAUAAAAUAAAAUAUUCUUGGUGUGUUUUAAAAAGUAAUUUAAAAUGUGAAAACGAUCAAGUAAACUAUGAGCACUUUUUUAGUUUCAUUAAUGAAAAAGCAGGAAAUGAUAAAAGCGAGAACAUAAGUAAAAUUGUGGGAAGCAAGUUAAAAAAUAAAAUGUUGAAAUACAAUUUUAAUCCGUCAAAUGUUCAAUUAAAAACAAUUAAUUAUAUUGACAAUAUUAGGUUAAAAGCUACCGAAUUUUCUAAAGAAUUCAAACAGUUGAUAUCAGAAAACGAGUUAAAUAAUUUAUUUAAAGGUAAAGAAAAAAUAAAAAUAGAGGAAUUGGAAAAGCAUAUCAAUCAUAUAAUCCACGAAAGGAUAGGGAAAACGAAUUACCAGGAAAUAGGAAAAAACGUUUCAUCAAUUAUAGAUAGUAUAGAAAAUGCAGAUGAAAAAAAAAAUAAAAAAUAUUCCAGAAAAAUGGAAGGGCUUACAAAUUUUAAUAUGAAGGCUUAUAUAUCUACAUUACUUACGAACAAAAAUGGUGAAGUAUCAGUAAAACAUUUCAUUGAUAAUCUAAGUGUUGAUUACGAAACUCUAAGUAACCAAAAUAAGAAUGUAAAAGACGCUUAUGAUUUUUAUUCUAGAAAUAUUGCACCUACAGAAAUUUUGAGCGAAUCUUAUGCUGAUGAGUUAAAUAAUGAAGAACUUAAAAGAGCAAAAUUUUUAAUUGAAGAAAUAGAUUAUUCAGUAAGGAAUAAUUACAAGUCAAAUUAUUUAGGUGCAAAAAGUAGCAAAAACAAAGAUUACGAAAGUUCGUAUUUAUCCCUUUAUGAGAUUUUUAAACAUUUGGACAUAGAUAAAGAUAGUUAUAUAACUAAAGAAGAUUUGCAAAAAAGUUUUAACAAAUUAAAAAUAAGAAAUAUAACUAAUGCGGAUAUAAAUAUAUUUUUAAAGUAUAUAGAUACACAAAGAAAGGGGUACAUAAAUGUCAAUGAUUUCUUAACAAAUUAUCAACUUGAAGAAAAGUCAUUGAUUAAUUGGAUAAAAAAUACAAAUAAGCCUUAUUUCGAAUUUGUUCAAAAUUUAAAAAGAGAACAUAAUUGCCAUGAAAGGUCUGUUAGUGAAAAGGUUAUAAAUAAUAAAAAUGCUUCUAUUGCCAAAAAAUAUGACGAUGUAAUAAGUAAUUAUAACUUAGAAUUAGAUCCAUAUUGUCCUUCUUAUAUUAUAAGAGAAAGAAUAAGAGACAAUUUUAUGGCCAAAAAGGAAGACUUUAUGAAUAAACACGUAAAUGCAACUAGAUUUCAUUUAACGUCCUAUAGAAAUACAAACAAUAUAGUGCAACCAGUCGAAAAUUCAGACUUGUAUAUGAAUGACAACUUGAGGUUUAAAACAACUUACAAUUUAAAUUACACUUGA